AUGAAAUCAAACUUAACGUCAACUGUGUUCUCAUUCGAUACCAAAUUGAAUGAUGGAACCAAUAGAAGAAUUCUGUUGUCUUCAACAUAUGUUGAGGGAUCAACUGAAUCUGAUUACGAAAGCAUUGAAACAAUUAGUCCGGGACAUCCAAGACCGUAUUUAUACAGUUAUGAUGAUCCUGUGUAUAUCUUCGCGGGCAAGUUUUCAGCAAACGGAUUUUUCAUCAAAUUCAGUCAGUGGUCUGGUGAACCGAACGGUCCCGGAUAUCAUAGUUUUAAAAAUCCUAACAGUCUUCAAAGCAGAUAUUUCAAUUUAUACAAUACUAUAAGUGAAAAGUUAUCUGAUUUUAUCAGUGAUCAGGAGCGAGUAGUGUUUGUGUCAAGUAUAACUACAGAUUUCAGAGUUUACAAAAGUAAUGGAACUUAUAGGAACCUUACAGGUUACAGCAACUAUGGUGCUUUAUAUUUUGGAUAUGAUAAUGAUCAGGAAGGCAGUCGUAGAGGACCGGGAUCUAAAAACUUUAUUGUUUCGAGUACUUCUGAAAUGACAUUAUAUGGAAUGGGUGCAUUACGAAACAACUUUAUUGAUUCUGUUUGA
Molecule: messenger RNA, 597 nt
Organism: Adineta ricciae
Lineage: Eukaryota; Metazoa; Rotifera; Eurotatoria; Adinetida; Adinetidae
Source: the annotation of a GenBank genome assembly